CACACUGUUUCGUGACGUUUGUUGCGUGUUCGUUUUAUAGAAAUAAGUUUACAUAGUUAAAUUAGUAAAUAUUACCUAAAUGGUUCGAAUGCAUUCGUUUUAAGUAGUAAUGUCGGAUUCGGAAGGUAGUAACUAUUCGGGGAGUGGGUCCGAGGCAGGCAGUGUUGUAUCAAAACAAUCACAUCGCAGCGCUGCAUCGAAUCGGUCGGCAAGAUCGCGUUCUAUCUCUCGAUCAAGGUCCAGGUCGCGUUCUGGAAGCCGUAGCCCCUCUAGGACUCCAUCCCGCUCACGAUCUAGGUCUCGCUCUAGAAGUCGUUCAGUAGGUUCAGAUACAAGUAAAAAUAGAGAUGAUGAAGCCAAAGAAGCAUCUGGCGAUGAAGAAGUGGAGGAUGAACAAGAGCCCGAAGGUGAGGAUUUGGUGGAUUCUGAGGAGUAUGAAGAAGACGAAGAAGAGGAGAGGCUGAGGAAGAAAAGAAAAAAGGACAGUCGUUAUGGUGGAUUCAUUAUUGACGAAGCUGAGGUGGAUGAUGAAGUUGAUGAAGAUGACGAAUGGGAAGAGGGAGCCCAAGAAAUGGGUAUUGUAGGAAAUGAAGUAGAUGAAAUUGGGCCAACAGCUAGAGAAAUUGAAGGUCGAAGAAGAGGCACUAACCUUUGGGAUUCACAGAAAGAGGAGGAGAUUGAAGAAUAUCUUCGAAAUAAGUAUGCAGAUGAAUCAGCAGCCCUCAGACACUUUGGUGAAGGUGGAGAAGAGAUGUCUGAUGAAAUAACUCAGCAAACUCUACUGCCUGGUAUCAAGGAUCCAAAUUUGUGGAUGGUCAGAUGUAGGAUUGGAGAAGAGAAGGCUACUGUUUUACUUUUGAUGCGAAAAUUUAUUGCUUUCCAAUUCUCGGAAGAACCUUUUUUGAUAAAGUCAGUUGUAGCACCAGAAGGAGUCAAAGGCUAUGUGUACAUAGAGGCUUUCAAGCAGACACAUGUUAAAAACAUUAUAGACAAAGUGGGAACCCUUAAGUCUGGAGUGUGGAAACAAGAAAUGGUGCCUAUUAAGGAAAUGACUGAUGUUCUCAGAGUAGUCAAAAAGCAAUCAGGACUUAAACCUAAACAAUGGGUCAGAUUAAAACGAGGUUUAUACAAAGAUGAUAUUGCUCAAGUUGACUAUGUAGACUUGGCACAGAAUCAAGUGCAUUUGAAACUACUUCCUAGAAUAGAUUAUACAAGACUGAGAGGAGCUUUAAGAACAGUACAGAGCGAUAGUGAAGCAGCAAAGCGAAAGAAAAAGAGAAGGCCUCCUGCUAAACCCUUUGAUCCAGAGGCAAUCCGAGCGAUCGGUGGAGAAGUUACUUCCGAUGGUGAUUUCCUCAUAUUUGAGGGCAAUAGGUACUCUAGGAAAGGAUUUCUGUAUAAAAACUUUACAAUGUCGGCGAUACUGUCAGAAGGUGUCAAGCCUUCACUUACAGAGUUGGAAAGAUUUGAAGAGCAACCAGAAGGUAUCGAUAUUGAGUUGGCUGCUCCCGCCAAGGACGACCCUGCCGGCUUGCAUUCCUUCUCCAUGGGUGACAAUGUGGAAGUCUGUACUGGAGAUCUUGCGAACUUGCAGGCCCGCAUCACUGCGAUCGACGGUUCGAUGAUCACUGUCAUGCCAAAACACGAUGGUCUUAAGGACCCAAUUGUCUUCCAUCCGAAUGAGUUGCGCAAGUACUUCAAAAUGGGUGAUCACGUGAAAGUGGUGGCUGGGCGUUACGAGGGCGACACAGGCCUCAUAGUGCGCGUCGAACCGCACAGGGUCGUGCUUGUUUCCGACCUCACCAUGCACGAGCUUGAGGUGCUGCCCCGUGACCUACAGCUCUGUUCAGACAUGGCGACUGGCGUUGACUCCCUCGGACAGUUCCAGUGGGGAGACAUGGUGCAACUGGAUCCACAGACCGUCGGAGUUAUCGUGCGCCUCGAGAAAGAGAACUUCCACGUGCUCGGCAUGCAAGGCAAGGUCAUCGAGUGCAAGCCGCAAGCGCUACAGAAACGCCGCGAGAACCGGUUUACAGUCGCGCUCGAUUCCGAGGAGAACACGAUUCAGAAGCGCGACAUCGUUAAAGUAAUCGACGGGCCGCAUGCCGGACGCGACGGUGAAAUCAAACAUCUCUACCGGAACUUCGCCUUCCUCCAGUCGCACAUGUACCUCGACAACGGCGGCAUCUUUGUGUGCAAGACGCGCCACCUGCAGCUGGCCGGUGGAGCCAGGGGAAAUAAUGCCACCGCCGCCGGACUCACGCUCGGCUUCAUGUCGCCGCGGAUAGCUUCUCCUGCACACCCAGGGGCCGGCAGGGGAGGCUCCACCCCUCGCGGCCGUGGGGGCCGAGGCGGCGGCGGAGGUCGAGGCGUCACUCGGGAUCGCGAGCUCAUUGGCCAAACCAUUAAGAUCACGGGGGGACCAUACAAGGGAAACGUCGGGAUCGUCAAAGACGCGACCGGCAGCACCGCGCGCGUCGAGCUGCACUCCUCCUGUCAGACCAUCUCCGUGGACCGCGGCCACAUCGCCGGGGCGGGGGCCGGAGCUGCGACCGGCGGGGCCUCGUCCUACUCGCGCACGCCGUCCCGCACGCCGGCCGCCGGCGCCGCUACCCCCACGUACCGCGACACGGGCAUCAAGACGCCUAUGCACGGCGCCGCUACACCCGUCUACGAGGUGGGCUCGCGCACGCCGCACUACGGGUCGUCGACCCCGGCGCACGAGGGGUCGCGCACGCCGGCGCACGGGGCCUGGGACCCGAGCGGUGCCGCCACCCCGGCGCGACCGGACUUCGACUACGAGCCGGACGCGUACGGCGCGGGACCGUUCACUCCGCAGACGCCGGGCGCCAUGUACGGCUCGGACCACACGUACAGCCCGUACAGUCCGGGCCGGUCGGAGGGCGAGUCGGCGGAGGCGGGUGCGUGGGCGGCACCAGAGCUCGUGGUGCGUCUGAGAGCGGGAGCUGCGGACGGUCUGGCCGCACAGACCGCGGUGGUCCGUGCGACCGGCGGGGGCUCGUGCGCGUUGUACUUACCGGCGGAGGAGCGAGUGGUGUCCGUGCCGCCGGACUUGUUAGAGCCGGUGCUGCCUCAGGCGGGAGAGCGCGUGAAGGUGAUCGCGGGAGAGGACCGGGACGCGGUCGGACAACUUAUCUCCAUCGAAAACCAAGAGGGAGUCGUCAAAUUCGGCACCGACGACAUCAAAAUCAUGCAACUACGUCAUCUUUGCAAGAUGGCCUCUUAAUUCUAUCGACCGGUAAAUACCUCACAAUUGUGUUAAUUGUAUUUUCAUCUUCUGUGGGAGACGUAAGUUGCUUAUGUUUUUCUCAAAUGAAGAAAUAACUAAAUAAAAAAAUGUAAAAUAUUCGAGUUUUUUAAUGAAAAAUUAGGAAUUAAUUAAAUGUGUAAUAAAAUUAAUCAGGCAGCCAUAAAUUAUUUACGAAAAACGGACGCUCCGAAUUGAAAACUCACUUUGUGAAUAGAAGUCGAGUAAAAAGAAAUCAAGAGCAACAACAACAAUAUCACAUUUAAAAUUUGGAAAAAAUCUAUCGAAAUACUCAGAUACUGCUGUUUGUUACAUAAAAAAUAGUGAAUAAAGUGUUAAUUCAAUUUACCAA
Molecule: messenger RNA, 3620 nt
Organism: Bombyx mandarina (wild silkworm)
Lineage: Eukaryota; Metazoa; Arthropoda; Insecta; Lepidoptera; Bombycidae
Gene: Spt5
Product: Transcription elongation factor subunit Spt5
Source: RefSeq, a predicted model, not a curated record